This is a messenger RNA of Strongylocentrotus purpuratus (purple sea urchin), 705 nucleotides long. RefSeq names its product craniofacial development protein 2-like. The transcript has a single exon. The coding region runs from base 1 to 705 and encodes 234 amino acids. Lineage: Eukaryota; Metazoa; Echinodermata; Echinoidea; Camarodonta; Strongylocentrotidae. The record is from RefSeq and is a predicted model, not a curated record. Gene Ontology annotation, cellular component: nucleus. Gene Ontology annotation, biological process: chromatin remodeling.
AUGGUGGAGAAGGAGAUGGCUCUAAAUGAUAUUAAAGUUUUGGGAAUAUCUGAAUCAUGGUGGCUUGGACAAGGCAGAUUUACAUCAGACGAAGGAAAUACAAUCAUCUUUGCGGGGAAAGAAAGUGGAAGGAAGCGAAGGGGUGUGGGAUUCAUCAUAAAGAAGGCUACAACUAAAUGUGUCUUGGGAUAUCGCCCGAUGAACGAGAGAAUUAUGACUGUGAGAUUACAAGGGCAUCCUAUGAAUAUAUCCACAAUUCAGGUAUAUGCACCAACAGCAGAUGCACCGGAGGAAGAAAUCACUGAUUUCUACGAGAUGGUACAAGAUGUCGUAAACAGCAUUCCUAGGAAAGAUUUCCUCAUAAUAUUGGGUGACUGGAAUGCAAAGAUUGGUAAAACGAGGGGAAAAUUUGAGUACAUUGGUAAUUAUGGUCUUGGCAUCAGAAAUGAAAGAGGUGAUCGACUGGAAGAAUUUUGUGUAGCGAACAGCCUCAUCAUUGGUAACACAUGGUUUGAGCAUCAUCCCAGAAGACUGUGGACGUGGAUGAGUCUGGGAGACAGAGCCAGAAACCAGAUAGACUACAUCAGGGUCAAGAAGAGGUGGCGGACUUCACUACAGAACGUUAAGACAAGACCAGGUGCUGACUGUGGCAGCGAUCAUCAGCUGCUUGUGACACAGACAUCCCCUCUAUUUGUGGCUUUAUAG